CUUGGCCAGUGGCCAGACCAGACCUUAUAAAUUGGCAGCAUUUCAUCUUAUUUUGGCAAGCAAAUCAAUUGAGCUCCUCCUCAUCUCAAAACAACCACAUUCAUUCCGACCCUAAAAAGGAAAAGAAAAAUAACCAAAUUCAUAUAAGAAUAAGAAAAGAAACUACCUACUCCCAUACUAGCUAGUAGCUGCAAUCAAUGGCCUCUUCCAAUCUCUACAUCAUCCUUGCCACUCUAGCAGUUUUUGCCCCUUCAGUUUUGGCAACAGAUUAUGUCGUUGGCGACGAUAAAGGUUGGACGAUUAAUUUCGAUUACCAAGCUUGGGCUCAGGGAAAGUCAUUCUAUGUUGGUGACAAUCUUGUUUUUAACUAUCCAGAAGGAGCCCACACUGUGCUCAAAGUGAACGGCACUGGAUUUCAACAAUGUGCAGCUCCAUUAGACAGUGCGCCAUUAACAAGUGGAAAAGAUGUGAUCAACCUUGCAACCCCAGGGAGAAAAUGGUACAUUUGUGGUGUUGGCCAGCACUGUGAAUUGGGGAACCAAAAGCUUCUUAUAACUGUGCUGCCAUCUUCAUCUUCAUCUGCUCCAAGUCCAAGCCAUAGCUCAUGGCCUAGUGCCACAGCUGGGCCAGGCCCCAGUGCAUCUGCAGCAACUACAAUUGUUGGAACAAGAUUUGCUUUGAUGAUGCUUCUUACUAUUGGCUUUCUUGGGAUGCUCAUGGCUUGA
Molecule: messenger RNA, 725 nt
Organism: Prunus persica (peach)
Lineage: Eukaryota; Viridiplantae; Streptophyta; Magnoliopsida; Rosales; Rosaceae
Product: mavicyanin
Exons: 2
Coding region: 198-725 (175 amino acids)
Cellular component (GO): plasma membrane
Molecular function (GO): electron transfer activity
Source: RefSeq, a predicted model, not a curated record